Messenger RNA from Sinocyclocheilus rhinocerous, 1979 nucleotides. RefSeq names its product opioid binding protein/cell adhesion molecule-like (gene opcml). Bases 488 to 1528 code for a protein of 346 amino acids. The record is from RefSeq and is a predicted model, not a curated record. The transcript is spliced from 7 exons. Lineage: Eukaryota; Metazoa; Chordata; Actinopteri; Cypriniformes; Cyprinidae.
CAUAAGAGCACCACCGAGCGCGUUCUCUCGGUCUUCAGGCGUAUUUCUGCUUCUUUCCACACACAGCCAACCCGCUUCAGCACCCUCGGAGGUGUUCACGCACUGAACAUCCUCUCGCAGUCGCGUUCAGUUUGUACGGGUCCAAUUAAAGUGAUUUUGAAACCGACGAGGCUCAGAACGAGGCUGAAGCAUCUUUAAGAGCGCGAGCAACAUAUGUGCUGCCUCUGAAGACUCGGUACAGCACCUCCGUGUGUCUGAAAACGCGUGAAAAAACGUUUCACCCGACUGCUGAAAACUUUCAAGGAAUAUUUACGAGCGUUUUGAAGGAUUUCCUGUCAGUAACACUGAGUAAAACGAAUACUUUUGGAGAUAUUUAGAGGACGGAAUACAAAGUGGACGCUGCGUUCCGAGGGGAAUCACAUUUACGCUCCUUCAGUCAUACGCUUCUUUUUGCGGACGGAAGUUUCUGAGUUUUCUGACGGAAAAAAUGGGCAUAACUGGUUAUUUUGAGCUGCAGUGGAAAUGCCUGGUUGUCGUGGCUCUAAGACUGCUGUUCCUUGUGCCCGCAGGAGUGCCAGCGAGAAGCGGAGAAUCUUAUUUAAAGGACAACAUCACUGUCAGACAAGGAGACAGUGCUGUCUUGAAGUGCAAUGUGGACAACAAAGUAUCGCGGGUGGCAUGGCUCAACCGGACCACUAUCCUUUUCACAGGGAAUGAAAAAUGGUCGUUGGACCCCCGGGUGGUCCUAUUAAACACAGCAGUCACUGAAUACAGUAUAAAGAUCAUAAACGUGAACUUAUACGAUGAGGGGCCAUAUGUGUGUUCCAUCCUCACGAACAAGAAACCAGAAUCGACAAAAGUGCAUCUCAUCGUACAAGUUCCUGCCAGGAUUGUAAACAUAUCCGCGGAUGUUUCAGUGAACGAGGGUAGUAAUGUAAGCCUCAUGUGUCUGGCCAUCGGACGACCUGAACCCAGCAUUUUUUGGAAAUUCCGUUCUUCAAAAGGUGGUGGAAAAGGUAAUAGAAUCAUAACUGAGGGUGAAUAUGUGGAAAUGACUGGAAUCACCAAAGACAUGUCCGGCUCGUACGACUGCAUCACGUCAAACGACAUCUCGCCUCCAGACGUGAGGACUGUUCAGGUUACCGUAAAUUAUCCACCUGUCAUUUCGCGAGCUCGGAGCACAGGAACGGCUGUCGGCCAGAAAGGAGUUUUGUGGUGCGAGGCGUCUGCCGUUCCUCUGGCGGAUUUUCAGUGGUAUAAGGGGGAGCGCAGACUCUUCAACGGACUCAACGGGGUCAAGAUCGAAAACAAGGGGAAACAGUCCAUGCUAACGUUCUUUAACGUCUCGGAAGAGGAUUACGGGAACUACACCUGCGUGGCCAUGAACACACUGGGAAUAACAAACGCCAGCAUUAUUUUGUACGGCCCCGGAGCAAUACACGACGUGAACAACGCAGCCUUAUCGCCAACCAGCUCAUUCUUGCUUCUGAUUCUCGUUUUAACUCUUUCGGUCCUCAGCAAGUUUUGAUGCUAAAGCAGCGUGUCCGUUUCUCCGUACACACACAAACUCACAGUCCCACACACAGAGAAGAAGAGUACUUUAUCAGUUAUUAUUAUCGUCAUCAUCAUUUGAAUUAUUUUGCCUUAUGUUUCGUUUCUGAAGGGAAGUGUCAGUGUGGGUUUAUGGGUCUGUAAUAAGAUGCUUUGGGAUUUAACCGUGUUUUGAAACAGUGAACUGGACUGUGAAUGGAGUCAGUUUGUUAGCUGGGUAGAAAUAAUAAUAGAACCACUAUAUGUGUCUCUCCAACCUUUUGUAUGUGAAAAGAGAAGCAAAAAUUCAUGUAAUCGUGAAUAACUGAAUGUUUUUUUUGCUCAGUGUUGAACAGUGUGAAUUGAGGUUACUGGUGUCCUGUUUUCCUGUAAAAUAACAUGAUUUUUCUUUCUUUUUUCUUUUUUAAAAUAAUUGAUAAAAAUGACAA